Messenger RNA from Periconia digitata, 339 nucleotides. Lineage: Eukaryota; Fungi; Ascomycota; Dothideomycetes; Pleosporales; Periconiaceae. The record is from the annotation of a GenBank genome assembly.
GUGAAGCAUCUCCAAAACCAAAUUCCUCUGACUGACAAUCUGUCGUCCUCUGAAUACCAGAUUGCCAGCUAAUGCAUCCUCCCGGGAGCAAUCUGCCUCAAAAAGCAUGCAGCCAAGCUCCUUUACCCAUUCUUCCGUGACCCCAUCAACGGCACAUACUUCAACACGCUCGGCGACACUGAAGUCCCAAAAGACAACCCCUGGAACCUCGUCGCCGAUGCGGACUUUGUCCUCUUCGACAAAAAACGCGGCUGCGAAGUCCUCGGCCCUUACCCAAGCGUCGACUUCAUGUUCGGAUUGAGCCCCUACCUCCAUGAGUCCCCCGUCUUCACCCCGGGC